Molecule: messenger RNA, 1054 nt
Organism: Blepharisma stoltei
Lineage: Eukaryota; Ciliophora; Heterotrichea; Heterotrichida; Blepharismidae
Source: the annotation of a GenBank genome assembly
AUGAACAAUCACUGCUUUAAAUUAGGCUGUAAAAAUCAAGUAUACGGUAAAUGUGAAUGCCAAGGGAAAACUCUAUUCUGCUAUGAGCACCUUGCUGAGCAUGUAGAGUCCUUAAGUCCAAGUCCAAGAGGGCAUCAGUGCAUAAGAAACUAUUUUAAGCCAUCGCCAGAACUUAAAAAUCCAGUUAUUCAAAAAAUUUUAGAAAUUUCUAGCGAUUUAAAGCUUUUUCGAAAUCUGAUGGUGCAGAAUUCCUUUGAGAUUAUCACGAACGUCAAAAAGCACUUAUACUUAAAUAGUUUAAAGAUUCAAAGUAUAAAAAUUACAAUAAAAAAUUAGUUUCCAUAAAUAUAAAAUAGUUUAUUGUUAACUUAAAUAUGCUAUAAAUAAUUCAAAUAAACAAAGCAUAGAUAUGUUUAUGAAGGAAAUAAAUAAAAUAGAACUAAAGUGCAAAAGAAUGGUGGAAAUAUUGCUAAAAGGGGAGGAAACCCUAGAUAUUUUUUCUGAAAAUGAUAUAGAAAAUAUAUUAAAACUUGAUAUACAACAGGCUCAACAAAAGUUAUUAGGGUGAAAUAAAAAUCUACAAAUAAAUAAUAAUGGAAUCAUAGAUUCAAUCAAUAAAUUUUUUGAAACACCUUGAAAUCCUUUCAGAAAGCAAGUAAAAGAUGUUGUCGAAUCUAAAGAUUUAUCAUUUUUUAAGCAUAAAACAAAAGAUUUUAUCACAGUAAAUCUUGAAAAUUUUCAGAUGACAACUAUAACUUUAGAUUUGCCACAAGUAAUUACUGGGCACGAUAAUAACUUUUUUAUGCUUCCUGAUAGAAGUUAUUUUUACUCUUUAAAUAGAAAAAGCUCUGGCCUUACUUUCAUUAUAGAUCAGAAUAGAAAAAUUAAAAAAUUAACUGAAGCCAAAAUAAAUUAUCAUGCUGACCUAAUUAUUAUAGAAAACUCUGUUUAUUUAAUUGGAGGGAGAAAUAAUUUAGCAGAAAAAUAUGACAUGGGAAGCAAUAAAUGAGAAAGAUUGGCCUCUUUUUGCCAAGUAACUUGAAUUUUGAUAUAA